Coffea eugenioides is the source of this 1332-nucleotide messenger RNA. Its product is annotated as WAT1-related protein At5g64700-like. The record is from RefSeq and is a predicted model, not a curated record. Gene Ontology annotation, cellular component: plasma membrane. The transcript has 4 exons. Gene Ontology annotation, molecular function: transmembrane transporter activity. NCBI's taxonomy places the organism in Eukaryota, Viridiplantae, Streptophyta, Magnoliopsida, Gentianales, Rubiaceae. Bases 103 to 900 code for a protein of 265 amino acids.
UUGGAUUGUAAAACAGCAACAAAGACCAAAGCUAUUAACGUUGAGCUCAAUCGACAAAAAGAAACCAGUGAAGCUCAAUAGAAGUCAUACCCAAUUGAAAAAAUGGAGGGCUACAAACUUUAUUUAGCUGCUGUAUCGGUACAAGUAUUCCAUUCUAUCAUGCACAUAGUUUCCAAGGCUGCAAUUGAUGAUGGUUUCAAGACAUAUAUACUCGUCUUCUACAGACAAGCCAUUGCAACAGUCUUCUUAGCUCCCAUAACUAUCUUUCUUGAGUGGAAAAGUGCACCACCUCUGACGGUAAUGACAUUUGUCAAGAUGUGUAUACUUUCUCUCCUUGGGUUCACAUUGACCUGGAAUCUCAAUAAUAUGGCUCUUAGGUACACAUCUGCCCCGUUAGCUGCAGCAAUCAAUAAUACAAUUCCAGUCAGUACUUUCUUCCUCGCAGUUCUAUUCAGAAUGGAAAAUUUCAAUUUGAAGACUGUCCCUGGGAUUUCAAAAUUUGCCGGAAUAGCACUAUGCUUAGGAGGAUCUGCAACUAUUGCCUUCUAUCAUGGUGCCCCUUAUCUGAAACUAUUGGUUCAUCAUCACCUGUUGAAAAUUCACAGCCUAGAAAAUCCGGGUCAUGCUGCUUCUAGCACCACAUGGGUCAAGGGUGUACUUCUAAUGUUUCUUGCCUACAUAUUAUGGAGUUCCUGGCUUGUAUUGCAGGUAAAAUUAAUGACUCUUGAUAAAGCUUUUUUUUUUUGGGUGGGUUUUUCUGGCCAAUGCAAAAGAAAACCAAAGAGUAAGAAAUCAUCUAUUGAUGGGAAAAAUGCACUUUUCAUCUCAAUGUUUUGGGUGUGGAUCAAUUUCACCCUCAAAUUUCCAGUCAAAACACAUUUUGCGUUGAUAGUUUCAUAAUUUCAAUAGAGUGAGGAUAAUUUACGGAUUGCCAAUCAAUUUUGAUGUUAUAUCUUAACAUAACGAACACGUCUUGUUGGUAAAAUAUUACAUUGGGUUGACAAAAAUAUUGAAAGCCCUAUCUUAGUUUACUUUCCCUUUUUCAGCUCUAAACAGUCUUAAAAAACUUUAGCCACCAUAACUCUCUCCUCAGUCCAGAACUGAAUAAGAAGCUCCAGAAGGACUGAAGCCAUGGAAAAGAAAUGAUUCCGUUAUAGCCAAUUGAAGAAAAAUGCCACUAUGAAAAAAGAGUUUAACAAUAGGUUACUCCAAAUUAUAGUAUUGUUUCUGUAACUCAAUCAAUGGCUGAAUAAAGUGCUAAUAAUGCAUUUACUAACAGACUGGUCAUUUGAUUAUAUUCUAUCUAAAUUGGUUUGCAAUCCUUCAAUUUUU